CCACUCUCUAACCAAAUAUUUCUCUUGUAAGAAAAGGAAGAGAGAGGAGCGAGGAGAGAGAAAGAAUGGUUAGCUCUGAGCUGUAACAUUUCGCCAUAGUUGCACGGUACGGACCUUCCGCUUCCAUAAUCCGUCGAGGACGAGACGACGGUGGACUGUCAGACUCCCUCUCUGCUUCAUCUCCCUUCCGUUUCUCCUCUCCCUCUGCCUUCCUUUCCUUAGCAUCAUCAUCAUCAGCGUCACUGCUCUCAUCAAUAGCAACUGAAAAUGGCGAAUCGGAAGGAAGAUGAGAAAAACGAGCGCAUAAUACGGGGCCUUCUCAAACUCCCCGAGAAUCGCCGAUGCAUCAACUGCAAUAGUCUGGGACCACAGUAUGUCUGCACCAGUUUCUGGACAUUCGUGUGCACAACAUGCAGUGGAAUACACCGCGAGUUCACACACCGUGUGAAAUCGGUAUCAAUGGCCAAAUUUACGUCACAGGAAGUUAGUUCACUCCAAGCAGGUGGAAAUCAGCGGGCGAAGGAAAUUUACUUCAAGGAAUGGGAUCCACAGCGUGCUGUACCUGACAGCAACAAUGUUGAGAGACUUCGAGAUUUCAUUAAGCAUGCUUACGUGGAUAGACGUUUUACUGGUGAUAGAGGCUCAGAUAGACCUCUGAGGGCAAAAACGGGUGAUAGGGACGAUUCAUACCAAGGAGGUUCUCGAAGCCCACCAUAUGAGGAUGUCUAUGAUCGUCGUUAUAGUGACAGGUCCAGCUCUGGUGGAAGAAGUCCCGCAUACGAUCAAGAAAGCCGGCAAUAUAAUGAUUAUAAGAAAAGUCCAGGUCGCCCAGAAGUUAUUAAUGACUGGCGUCGAGAGGACAGAUUUGGGAAUGGAAGGAAAUUUGAUGACCGCAGAAUCUCAGAUGGAGAAUCACGGGUGGGAGGAUCACCAGAAAGACCAAAAGAUCUAGAUACAUCCAGUCCACCUGUGGUACGACCAGUUAGAGAAAUAUUAGGGGAGAAUGUUGUGCCUCUUCGAAUUGCUGAACCUCCAAAAGCCAAUGGUACCCGUGCUGAUCCCCAAGCACAGACACAGAGAACUGCAUCUUCCAGUAGCUUGGGAUCCACUAGUGGGAGUGCAGCUGAAGUUAAAUUGGAGAGCUCUGCCAGCUUAAUUGAUUUUGAUGCUAAUCCUGGACCGCCUGCUGUGGCUCCUCCACAAGCGCAACGAGCUGUUCAAGCCACCCCCCAACCAACAAGUUCCACAACCGACAACAAUUGGGCGUCUUUUGAUGCUGUACCUGAAGUGAAAGUAUCUCAGCCACCUCCCUGUGUGAAUGCAUUGGAUAUUCUAUCGCAGCUGUCAGUUCCAGCUUCUGCUCCUGCUCCUGCUCAACAUUCAGUGGGAGCGAUUCCUCCAAGCAGCUCACCUAUUUUGCCCAUUGUUGGUGGUUCAACUGUUCCGCCUGUAGGAAAUUCAUCGACAGUGCAAUUGACUCCUGGUUUUACCACAGUAAUGCCAUCAAGUGGCUUGUCAAACUUUGCCCAAGGCAGUGGGUCAACAAUUGUUCCAGGAGCAAACCCCCUUUUGCCUCCUAAUGGUGGGAUUUCGUAUGGCAUGCAACCUCAGCAGCCUUCACUAUUCCCAGUUUCUGGUGUACAUUCCACGCAUCAAUCCACAAUCCAUGUUUCAGGUGCUCCUCACAGUCAGCCUUGGAAUGUAUCAGUCGCCCCCAAUCCACAGGGGCCCUUGACUUCAGUUCCUUCACAAGCACCUGUCUCAAAACCAUCUGAUGUGGUUGACGGUGCUAUGUCACAAAAUCCCUUGGCAGAAAUCAAAUCAAGUGCAAGAAGAGAAUUGCCUGCGGAUCUCUUUACUGCUUCAUAUUCACUCUAUCCUGCUCGUGUUCCAAUGUGGCAAGCUGGUCCUCCUUAUGGAUAUGGAUACAAUAUGCCGUAUAACCCUGCCAUGGUUUCUUUACAACCACAGCCAAUGCCAACGUAUCCUCCAGCAUCCAAAUCAGUGAACCCCUUUGAUGUAAAGGAACCCUCUCCAGCCCAAGCUUCAACGUUUCCUUCAAUGGCCUCACUAGGGGGUGCUCUACCCAAUGUGCCCCCAUCACCUGCAUUAUUGCAUGCCCCUGCUGCUGGUGUUCCUGCUGCAUCAUGGACCCCACCUCAGCCUUCAUCCUAUUUACCUUCAGUGCCUUCCCAAGCUCCAAAUUAUACAUCAACAUUACCUCCAGGUGCAUAUAUGGGACAGCAAAUGCCUGGUAGUAUGCCUCCCCCCAGGCCUCAAGGAAUUGGGGGUGGUUUCACAAAUCAGGCUGCCCCUGGUAGUCUUUCCACAACCUAUGCCCCACCAAAUCCUUCUUCAUCUGUCGGAGGAAACCCGUUCGGUUGAAAUUCUAAGUUGCGGAACCUCCAAAGUUUCAAUUUUUUGGGAUGGCAUCAUCUUGUUGCUCACUUGAAUGGUUCGUGGUGGGAAGUCUUGGUCUCUUAUCAUUUUAGAGAGAAUGAAGCAAAGCCAGAGGAUUCACUAGAUAAAAUUCUUUUGUGCCGGGAUAUAUCGUGUUAAAGGUGUAGGGAAUUGUUUGAUUCGCUCAGGAGAGAAACAGUAUAUGUAGUUGUCCGGGCAUGGUAAUUUAGAGUCUGUUUCUUUAGGAUCGCAAUCUUUCUUGCAUGGGUGGCUACCUGUAGAAUUUGUAUCAUUCCUCUUUUUGUUUCAUUUUGCUUUUUGUUUUUGUUUUUCAUAAUUGUAUAAUUCGUCCUCGGUUGUAAUGAUUUCUGCAGCAACUUAGUUAUGGUGGUGGAGAUAUUUUGUGUAAGUUGAGAGUUGAUGGCGAAGAUUUGUAAUCAUGUCACAGUGGAGCCAUAUUGUUCUGUUUAUAGAACUAUGAAGAUCGAGAUGAGUUUUGUAUUAGAAAUCUUCUGGUGAUGAAUUGUCUA
Messenger RNA from Punica granatum (pomegranate), 2930 nucleotides. The record is from RefSeq and is a predicted model, not a curated record. Lineage: Eukaryota; Viridiplantae; Streptophyta; Magnoliopsida; Myrtales; Lythraceae.